AGCCAUCGGUCGAGAUGCCACCACCAGGACGUGGAUACGGAGGACCGCCUCCUGGAAUCGCCUACGGACCGCCGCCGCCUCGAGUGAAUGUCGGCAUAAAUAUCGGCGGACCACCGCCUCCGCCAAUGGGCGUGGGCAUUGGGUUUGCACCACCGCCGGUGGUGAUUGCACCACCGCCACCGCCAGCUGUCGUCAUCGGAGCACCACGUCCACCGCCCACCGUUGUGGUUGGUGCACCACCGCCAGUGGCCACUGUAUAUGCCCAACCACAGGGAGAAGUUUUCUGCUGCACGAUUCUCUGAUUCUCUGAUGGCAAACUCGCAAAUGGAAAUGGGAAAUAGGAUAUGGAAAUCGAAAACUGUGUUUCACAUAGAAUAUUCAUCUACUUUUAUACGCCUCUAAUUAGCUAAAUAAAAUAGUUUAUUCAUAGAAAAAUCAGCUCUAUGUGCAAUUAAAAUUUAAAUUUUUAAAAUCAGCUCUCUUUGCAAUUAAAUUAUAAAUUUAAUCAACUCAACUUUGGAGUUUUUGAAAAUUUUGUUGAAAUUCGUAAUCAAAUCAAAAUUCAUGAUUUUCAUUUUCCGAACAGCGGGCGUAUGAAAGUAAUAAAGGAAAUUGCAAAAACCAUAAUUGUAUGCUUCAACUGACUGAAUAAAAAUAAUUAAGUGUU
This is a messenger RNA of Drosophila ficusphila, 667 nucleotides long. RefSeq names its product formin-2. Lineage: Eukaryota; Metazoa; Arthropoda; Insecta; Diptera; Drosophilidae. The record is from RefSeq and is a predicted model, not a curated record. The transcript has a single exon. The coding region runs from base 15 to 302 and encodes 95 amino acids.